CCAUUGCAGGGAUGGAGUAAUGAAUUGUGAUAACAGCAUAAUAGCACACAGCUGCCCAGUUGGACAGAUAUAUAUUAACUGCAGUAGACCACGAGUUGAUCCUGAACUCAGCAGAGAGAGAACUUGUGAGAAUCAGCUGCUAAACCUCACUUUCUCAGCACACCAUCCUUGUGUUUCAGGUUGUGUCUGCCCACCAGGUCUUAUUAAACAUGGGGAUGUGUGCUUGGAAGCAGAUGAAUGUCCAUGUUCAUGGAAAGGAAAGGAAUACUUUCCAGGUGACAAAGUAAUUUCUUCUUGUCAUACAUGCAUUUGCCAGCAUGGAUCAUUUCAAUGCACCUUCCAUCCUUGCCCAUCAAUGUGUACUACAUAUGGGGAUCGGCAUUACAGAACAUUUGAUGGACUAACAUAUGACUUUGUUGGAACUUGUAAGGUUUACCUAGUUAAGGGUACUUCGUCAACCAGUUUUUCUGUCAUUAUAGAGAAUAUUAACUGCUUUAAUACUGGAAUAAUUUGCAGAAAAAACCUUUUCAUUAAUGUUGGAAAAUCUUUUUUAAUAUUUGAUGAUGAAACUGGAAAUCCAAGCUUAUCUAGUUACAUAGAUGAACUACAAAAAAUACAGUUAUGGAAAGCUGGAUUUUUCACUGUUGUUCAUUUUCCUGAUGAGCACAUCACCAUUCUUUGGGAUCAGAGAACAACAGUUCAUGUAGAGAUGGGUCAUCAGUGGCAGGGCAAAUUGGCUGGAUUAUGUGGAAAUUUUGAUUUGAAGACGGUAAAUGAAUUGAGGACUCCAGAUAAUUUUGAAUUAACAAACUCACAAGAGUUUGGAAACAGCUGGACAGCUGUAGAGUGUGUUGGCAGCUCUGACAUUCGAAAUCCAUGCAGUUUGAAUCCCCUUAGAGAGCCAUUUGCCAAGAAGGAAUGUGGAAUACUGUUAAGUGAAGCAUUUGAAGCUUGCCAUCCAGUGAUUGACGUCACCUGGUUUUACUCAAACUGCUUGACAGAUACAUGUGGCUGUAACCAAGGAGGUGACUGUGAGUGUUUCUGUACAAGUGUAUCAGCAUAUGCCCAUCAGUGCUGCCAGCAUGGAGUUGCUGUAGACUGGAGGUCCCCUAGAGUGUGUCCUUAUGAUUGUGAAUAUUUCAACAAAGCUCUGGGAAAGGGCCCAUACAAACUGGUCAGCUAUUUGAAUGGAGAAUUUGUAAUGGCAGUGAAACUGGUGGAUGGUGUGGUUUUCCCAGUGAGAGAAGAAGAUAUUGUUCCUGGACAUGCAGUGAGCUUUAUGCUGACUUCAGGACUUUAUAAACCCAAAGCACAUGAUUCCAACUUGAUUUCAUUUGAAACAGCUGAGAGACCAAACUAUUUUCUUCAGUUGACCACCAAUAAUUCUCUCGUUCUUUCUAAAUGGGAAAAAAGUGAAGAGUUUCACAACAGAUCUACAUAUGUCAUUCACAAGAAUACAUGGCUUUCAGGAUACAGUUCCUUUGAGUCAUUUGCAAAACCAGGAUACUUCAUCCACUUUUCAGCCUCUUCAGUUGAGCUUUUGAAGUACCGUCAUUCAGAGGAGUUCAGACUGUCGACCCUUUUUAAACUUGUAGAUGUCAAAUUUAAAUUUCUAUCCCAUUCUACGUGUGAAUGGCAUUAUGAUGCCUGUAUAAGCCCUUGUUUCAAGACGUGCAGGGACCCUUUGGGAAAAAACUGUCAGGCAGUACCAAAAGUGGAAGGAUGCAUCCCUGCCUGUCCUCUCAAUAUGUUGCUGGAUGAAAUCACUCAGAGAUGCGUGUAUUUUGAAGACUGCAUUGAACCUGCAGAUGAUAGUCCACCUUUGCCACCCAGCAUUCGAACACCAGCAGUUUCACACAUAACAUCAAGUACAAAUUUGGCAGUGAUCAGUGAAGCAGUAACUUCAUUUCCUGUACCUGAAGCAAAGGACAUGGAAACAACACUUGCUUCAAAAUUGCAACUCACUGCAACUACAGGGAAAACUGAAUUUUCAGCUGUUACAUCUAAUACAACACUCCCAACCAUAACUUUAUCGUCAAAUAUUUCUUCACAGUUGACAGAAAUGACGUCUGGGCGAAGCACUACAGCAAUGUCCAGGACAACAAAAUCUAAUGUAAGCUUGUCUUCUUCUGUUGACAUUUCUCCAUUGUUUCCAUCUACUGUCAGUUCAGAAACUUCCACAAAGAUACAAUCCAUCAGUAGUAGUUCCACUAAACUCUUGAGGGCUACAGAACCUCAGACAGUAACUGCUACGCAUGCAGUGACUACAAGGACAGAAUCAGAAAGCAAACCAAUUUCUACAUUUAUUUUUAUUGGGACACCACUUAUACUUAGAACAACAGAAAUGCCAGUCAAAACUAAAAUAAUGGAAAUAUCAGAAGUAGCCACAAAAAUGCUUCCCACAAAAGAAGCACAAGUAAAACCAGAAGGAAUUCCAACAUUUACACCCAGUUCAUUUGAAUUAAUAACAGAAAAAACUACUGUGUAUUUGCCCCAGUUUUCCACAUCACCACCUUCAUAUACACCACCAGUAAACCUAACAGGAACUUCAGAAGGGACAAAAAUAAGUGUAGGACAGUCUUUUACUGCAGUAGCUAAUGUUACAGUAACAUCAUUUUCUCCUGUGAUCACUACUAUGUUAAAACCAGUGUCUUCAGCAACAACAAAAGCAGCAAUUGUUUUGACUGAACAAAGCAUGAAGACUACAUUUUCACCAACAUCCACACCACCUAUUUCAUUAGGAAAGGCAAUUACAGAGCCUCGUAUUGAAAUGGUUCAAUACCUGACUGGUACUGCAGACGUACCUUUCACUACAACUCUAGGUCCGAAGACAACAACUCUGCAAACUCAAGAGAGAUCAUCAGAAACAACUUUGUUAUCAUUUACAAGUCAUAAAAAGGAAAUUCCCAAAACAACAUCUAGUGUGGAGCAUACAUCAAGUUCCUAUUUCCCUCCAUAUUCACUACAUCCUAGUUCUACAACUGAAAAAUCUGUCACUCUUUCUACAAAAAGACCUUCAGUGUCUGUUCCUACUCCUGCUUCUCCAGCUUCAGGUGAAUUGAAAAAAACAUUGAAAACUGUUUCAACUACAGGAUAUCCCUCAUACAUAGUUCUAAACACAACAGCGUUCCUGACUACAUUAUACACUAAAUAUCCUGUUGUGGCUGAGACUAUCACAGUGACACCUUUGUCUGUUGAGGUAACAUCCAGAAUAACAUCCCCUUUUGAAUUAGCAGCCAAGUCAACUUUGUUUUCUGGAAAAACAUCUACUGAAUACAAGUCAACUCUGGUUUCAAGUACAGUGAAGACAAGCACUUCAGCGUAUUCGGGUAGUGUUACCACAUCAGCAAUGAAAACCUCUAUCUCAUCAAAAGAAACCACCACAGUUCCUUUCAUAGCUACAGCAAGAGAGUCAGCUCAAAGAACAUCCGUCACUGCAUCUCCACUUACUCUCCUUAGCGCAACUGAAACCACAUUGUUGACAACACAGCCUGAUAAAUCACAAGUGGAAAGAAUUACUAGCAUCUCUACUAGAAAGCCAUCUGCUGUCCCUUCUUCACCAUCAAGUUCUUUAAUCUCUUUAAACAUUUCUCUUCCUUCACUACCUUCGUAUGGAAAAGAAACAUCACUGACAGCUCUCAGUCCCAUGCAUACAGCCCAUGAAACAAUCUCUUUAUUUCCAGUAACAAAAUCUUCUUACGCUUUCUCCGCCUCUCAGUAUCUAGCAGAUAAAUUGGUUUCUUCACAUUCCUUGACACAAAUGAUACCGGAAGUAACAAUCACACCAAAAUACCCAGUAGAAACUAAAAUAGUUUCUACAGCAUUGAAAUCUACAGUCCAAAGUAUAACGGAUACAGUAAAACUUACAGCAGCUACAGCUCAGCCAUCCUUUCCUCCAUCUUCAGUAGGCCCCUUCUCUUGGCAGACAUCUUCAGGAAAGAAACUUUCAGUACAGACCACAGGGACCAUGGCUAUACCACAUUUUUCUACUCAGAAGGCUAUGGAACUUGGUCAUCAGACUUCCGAGUCUUUGUUGACAGGCCAAAGUAGUACCCCAAUUUACCAGUAUCCUGCAGAAACUCUAACAAAAUCCACUGGUCAGCCACAACAUGUCUUUAGUGCAACUGAAGCUACAGUAGAAUUGACUUCCUCAUACCCCUUAAUCUCCUCACUACCUGAAGGCAUUCAUUCAAUCAGUACUACUCAAACUUCAAAACGUGAAAUAUCAUCUGAGGUGCAAACGCCUUCUGUGAGUUCACUACUAACCACAGCUGACCAUCCAAAUGACACAACAGCUCCAUCAGUUUCCUCAUUUGCCCAUUUAUCUACCAAACCACUUUAUGGCUUGACUACAACAUUUUCUGAUGGACUGGCAACAGCUGAAGCCAUGUCAGGAGUCACAGCAUCAGCUUUUAUGCUGCCUAGAGAAACAGCGACUCUUCAGACUUGUACACCAAUCACAGAGAAUGAGUGCAUAAAACACAUUUGCUUGGAUGGACAACUGAUCCAAGUUAAUAAGUCGCAGAACUGUCCGUACAAUGCAACUCAACCCAGCUGUGGAGUUUUAGGAUUUGCUACUCAAACGAAUGGUGACAAAUGCUGCCCAAAGUGGGAAUGUGCAUGUCGUUGCACAAUUUUCUCUGAUCUGAGCAUUGUAACCUAUGACGGAAAUCAUUUGGCUUUAUUCAAAGAAGCAUCCUAUGUUGUUAGUCAAACUCGAGAUGAAACUAUAACCAUCCAUAUCCUUGACUGUAGAAUGAGUAAUUCAGAAUCAACUUCUUUGUGCCUGGCAAUGUUGAAUUUAACCUAUGUAUCAAACCAAAUUAUUAUCAAUCGUUUAAGCAGAAAAAUAACAGUAAAUUCAAGAUUUGCUUGGCCUACUGUUAGAAAAUACGGGUACAAGGUUGAGGAUUCGGGCUUCAAGUAUGCAGUUGAGACCCCAACAAAAAUCAGAAUUCAGUGGUUUCACAACACAGGCGUGAUGAUAAUUGAGUUUAAUAGUACCAGACAGCCAAGAGCUUUGGGACUAUGUGGUUUUUGUGAUAGAAGCUUGGAAAAUGACUUGAUGCUACCCAACAGGACAGUUUUAAGCAAAAAUGAUGCUCCAUCAACUUUUAUAGACAGCUGGCAAGUGCCAGACACGUUAAAGUAUGCUGGAGAAGACAGGCAUCAGGAAACUAAUUGCUCAGUCAUGGACUGCUCAGAGUGCUUAAGACUGGUGUUGAACCAGACCUUCAGCAGCUGUCAUCCUUAUGUUCCACCUGAGCUAUUCUGUAAUAUAUGGGUUCAAGACACUGAGUACAUUCAAAAUCCAUGCAUUUCGCUAGCUGCCUAUGUGGCAAUGUGCAACAAAUUUAAUAUUUGUAUAGAAUGGAGGAGUUCUGAUUACUGCCCCUUCCCCUGCUCUGAAAACUUCUCCUAUCAGGCUUGUAUAGCUGCCUGUGAGGUUGCAGAUAGUUGUCAGAAUAAUGAGGUUGCUUCUCUGGACUCAGACUCCUGCUCAGUGUUGACAGAAGGCUGUGUCUGUGCUGGAGGGACCAUCCUUCACCGAGCUCACACUGCUGUCUGUAUUCCUGAAGAAAAAUGUGCUUGUACAGACAGUUCAGGAGUACCUCAUGCAGUAGGUGAGAUCUGGAAAACUUCUUUGAGCGGAUGCUGUAUGCAAAAAUGUGUUGACAGUGAGACCAUUAUUCCAGUGGAGUACAACUGCUCAGAUAUCCACAAUUUAGACUGUCAGCGAUUUGCAGAAGUGGCCUUGCUUGUUCCUGGUGAUCAGACAUGUUGUCCUCAAAAGAUCUGUAUUUGUAAUCAGAGCCUCUGUGAACCCCUAAUCCCGGAGUGUAAUGGCUUGGAAAAGCUGGUCACUUACUACAGUGAGGAAUCCUGUUGUCCCAACUAUGUUUGUGAAUGUGAUCCAGCAAAAUGCGAACCAAUGGAGCAGUUGCCAAGCUGUCAAGAUGAUCAAACACUAAUUGCUGCUCGGGUGGAGAGUACCUGCUGCAUUUCCUAUAUAUGUGCGUGCGGGGCUUGCUCUGAUCAAAUACCCAAAUGUCAAGAAGGAGAAGUUCUUAUUGUGGAUGGCAACACUACAGAGAGGUGUUGUCCGACAUACCAGUGUAUUUGUGAAAUACAUCGUUGUCCUGAAUUCAAAUGUAUGCUAGGCAUGUCUUUGGUGGAGGUAUGGAGCCCAGAGAAGUGCUGCCCCUUUCGGACAUGUGAAUGUGCAUGCGAUACGAUCCCCAAACCUCAGUGCAAACUGGGGCAGAAACUUCAGAUAGAUGAACAGUUUCAGAACAGUACAGAAAAUAUCUGUAACUGUAUUAAGUACAAAUGUGUGAGAGACAAAGUUUGCCUGAGUAAUGAAAGAGCUGUGCUGCUUCCUGGACAGACGAUCGUGGAACACAGUGCAGAUGGCAUUUGCCGUAUUUCUUAUUGUACAAAUGUGAUUGAUCCCUCCACUAAAUACUACCGAAUAAACACAUCUUCAAUAGACUGUGCGGUCAAGUGCAAAGCCAACCAAGUCUAUCAGCCUCCAAAAGAUUUAACAACUUGCUGUGGUAGCUGUAAGAAUUUGUCUUGUCUCCACACUUUCAGGAAUGGCACAGUUUCCAAUUUUAAGCCUGGUACUGUUUGGAUUUCAAACUGCAUCAGAUACGAAUGCACUAACACAGCAAUAGGGCCAGUUCUGGUUUCCUCUUCAGUUGGCUGCCCACCCUUUAAUGAAACUGAAUGUGUGAAGGUUGGAGGCUAUGUUGUACCAUUCUUAGAAGGAUGCUGCAAAACAUGUAAGGAAGAUGGAAAAUUCUGUAAAAAGGUGACUGUUAGGAUGACUAUCCGCAAGAAUGACUGCAGGAGUAACACACCGGUGAACAUUGUUUCAUGUGAUGGAAAGUGCCCGUCUGCAAGCAUUUACAACUACAACAUCAACACAUAUGCAAGAUUCUGCAAAUGCUGCAGGGAGCUCGGAAUACAGAGACGAACUGUGCAAUUGUAUUGCACUAGUAAUUCAACCUGGGUCAGCUAUUCAAUCCAAGAGCCUACAGAUUGUUCUUGCCAAUGGUCUUAA
This is a messenger RNA of Pelecanus crispus (Dalmatian pelican), 7066 nucleotides long. The record is from RefSeq and is a predicted model, not a curated record. NCBI's taxonomy places the organism in Eukaryota, Metazoa, Chordata, Aves, Pelecaniformes, Pelecanidae.